Messenger RNA from Sciurus carolinensis (gray squirrel), 3949 nucleotides. RefSeq names its product activin A receptor like type 1 (gene Acvrl1). Gene Ontology annotation, cellular component: plasma membrane; BMP receptor complex. The transcript is spliced from 11 exons. NCBI's taxonomy places the organism in Eukaryota, Metazoa, Chordata, Mammalia, Rodentia, Sciuridae. Gene Ontology annotation, biological process: cellular response to growth factor stimulus; transforming growth factor beta receptor signaling pathway; angiogenesis. Bases 335 to 1849 code for a protein of 504 amino acids. The record is from RefSeq and is a predicted model, not a curated record. Gene Ontology annotation, molecular function: SMAD binding; ATP binding; transforming growth factor beta receptor activity, type I.
AAAAAGAUUUGGGCCCAGUGAGGAGUCCCAGAGGGCGGGGCCAAAAUUUAUUCGGACCCUGCGGGCCGCAAACUGCCCUUGCUCCUCGGACACUCCUAGACCGAGAACGCGGGCUGAAGCCGGGUAAGGACAGCCCCCUUUCCAGUCCCGGGAGGCCGCCGCGCCAGCCGCGCAGAGCGAGCCCCUCCCCGGCCCCAGCACGUCCCGGGCCGCGCCCGGACCCCGGGGCCGGGUCCCCAGUCCAGCGCUGGUCGUGUGUCCGCGGCCGCCACCAGGGAGAGGAGGCGGCCCCCGCUCGCUCACGCUUGCUUCCGCCCGCGGGCCCAAAGGGACCAUGAACUUGGGCCACCUCAGAAGGGGCUUUCUAAUACUGCUAAUGGCCUUGGGCGUGAUUCAUGGUGACCCCGUGAAGCCCUCUCGGGACCCACUGGUGACCUGCACAUGUGAGAACCCACACUGUAAUGGGCCUACCUGCCAGGGAGCCUGGUGCACAGUAGUGCUGGUCCGGGAGCAGGGCAGGCACCCCCAGGAACAUCGAGGCUGUGGGAGCCUGCACCAGGAGCUCUGCAGGGGACGCCCCACUGACUUCGUCAAUCAUUAUUGCUGCUUCAGCCCCCUCUGUAACCACAAUGUGUCCCUGGUGCUGGAGGCCACCAAAACUCCUCCAGAGCAGCCGGGAGCAAAUGGUCAGCUUCCUCUGAUCCUGGGCCCUGUGCUGGCCUUGCUGGUCCUGGUGGCCUUGGGUGCUCUGGGCCUGUGGCAUAUCCGGCAGAGGCAAGAGAAACAGCGGGGCCUGCACAGCAACCUGGGCGAGUCCAGUCUCAUCCUGAAGGCAUCCGAGCAGGGAGAUAGCAUGUUGGGGGACUUCCUGGACAGUGACUGCACUACCGGCAGUGGCUCUGGGCUCCCCUUUCUGGUGCAGAGGACCGUGGCACGGCAGGUCACCCUGGUGGAGUGUGUGGGAAAGGGCCGCUAUGGUGAGGUGUGGCGAGGCUUGUGGCAUGGCGAGAGCGUGGCGGUCAAGAUUUUCUCCUCAAGGGAUGAACAGUCCUGGUUUCGGGAGACAGAAAUCUACAACACUGUGUUGCUCAGACACGACAACAUCCUAGGCUUCAUCGCCUCGGACAUGACUUCCCGCAAUUCGAGCACGCAGUUGUGGCUCAUCACACACUACCACGAGCACGGCUCCCUCUAUGACUUUCUGCAGAGGCAGACCCUGGAGCCCCAGCUGGCCCUGAAGUUAGCUGUGUCCGCGGCCUGCGGUCUGGCGCACCUGCACGUGGAGAUCUUUGGCACACAGGGUAAACCCGCCAUCGCCCACCGCGACCUCAAGAGUCGCAACGUGCUGGUCAAGAGCAACUUGCAAUGCUGCAUUGCCGACCUGGGCCUGGCUGUGAUGCACUCCCAGGGCAGCGACUACCUGGACAUCGGCAAUAACCCGAGAGUGGGCACUAAGCGGUACAUGGCACCGGAGGUGCUGGAUGAGCAGAUCCGCACUGACUGCUUCGAGUCCUACAAGUGGACUGACAUCUGGGCCUUUGGCCUGGUGCUGUGGGAGAUUGCUCGUCGAACCAUUGUCAAUGGCAUUGUGGAGGACUACAGGCCACCAUUCUAUGAUGUGGUACCCAAUGACCCCAGCUUUGAGGACAUGAAGAAGGUGGUGUGUGUUGACCAGCAGACCCCCAGCAUCCCUAACCGGCUGGCUGCAGACCCGGUCCUCUCAGGCCUGGCUCAGAUGAUGCGGGAGUGCUGGUACCCCACCCCCUCCGCCCGCCUCACUGCGCUGCGCAUCAAGAAGACACUACAGAAACUCAGCCAUGAUCCAGAGAAGCCCAAAGUGAUUCACUAGCCCAGGGACGCUGGACUCACUCUGCUUGCAGUAUGGGGUGGCAGGGGAUUGUGGCCCAGCUGGGUAGUGUGUGUGUGUGUGUGUGUGUGUGUGUGUGCGCGCGUGUGCUGGGGAGAGGUGCCCCCCUGUGGGGCAGCUGUGCCUGCCCAACUUGGCCCCAAGCCCAUCCAGUCAAAAAUACAGCUGGGCUGAAAUCUGAUCCCGCGCCGUCUGGCCUGCUCAAAGUGGCCGGCUCCCUGACGCCUGGCUUUCUCUCCCGACCCCACGCCAGCAGGGUACACCCCCUACCACUCCCAGGGCGGGAUGCAAAACAGUAUAGCCAUGCCAGGGAAUCCCAGUCCUGGGCCCAGAGCCUGGUCAUACACUUCCCCUGCCCUUGGUCAACCUCACUGCCCCACCAGAGCUGCCAGGGUGGCACAGGGCCCUGUCCAGCUUUCAGCAGAUGUUCUAUCCUGUCAGACCUCAGCCUCUGACACAAGUUUCAGAUACCCAGGUUCCUCAGUUGCCCUCCAUGCGUUUAUAUCUCAGAACCACAACACCUUGGAUGCAAGGUCCCUGCUAGCUGAAUGCCAGCUGUCAGUAGGAGCUGGGCUGAUCCUGCUGCUCCCUGUCCCCUGGCUAUUCUAGCUGACUUGUUAGGGCAUUAAAAUUCAAGGGGUCCUGAUGAGGUAUGACAGGAUCAUAUGGCAGUGGAGAGAUGUCAGGUCAGGCAGGUAAGGCCCAGGACUUUCAGGAUAAUUGAGAGGACGUUGGGUUAAGUGUGGCAGUGGGUAGGAAGGAAGGUUUGAGUGGGAGUCAGGAGAACUGAGUUGGGUCCUAGGUACUUGCUUCAUGCCUCCAGGCUGGGCCUUUAGUCUUAGGACCUUUGUUUCUUCAUCAAUAUACUGGAAGAUUUGGUCCUGAUGUCCUUUGAGGUUUCUUCAGCUCCAGUUUUCUUUGAAUGUCACCCUGUGUGAGAGCUCAGCUCAUCAAGCUCUCCUGCUCCUAUGCUCUGGCCGCUGGCAAUCUGCCUCAAGAUGAGAAUGUGAAAUGCUUGUAUCAGAGGCUAGGAGGAUCUGAAGGGCCUAAUUCUGCAAGCUCCAGUUCUUGCCUUAGGCCAUGCCAGUGACCAUCCUUGAGUUCAGACAGCCCUGAGCCUUCUGGCUGAAGCAAGCCUCCCAUCCACUUUGUGGCUUGGCCUUCUCUGCCUCAAGGCUGAGGGACAGCUUCCUAUGUGACCUGCAAGAUGCAAAAGAAAUAUGGCUCCAGCCAAGAAGCCUCCAGCACCCAGGUCCUGCUCUAUACUGGCCCGGUUCCAUAUUCUUGAUCCAGAGAGUCUUUGUGGGUCUUGGUGACAGUAGAGAAACACACAAAAAGUUCAGCAUUUGGAAACGUCAAGGUGUAUGCCCAUGUACUGAGCAGAUGAUCCUGGAGCCUGGGUGGGUAGAUGGUGUGGAGGGAGAUAUGUUGGAGGCUGAACUUUAGGGAAUAUUGUAUGUGGGGUCUCAGGCUAAGGACAGGGCAGCCCUCAGCUUGAGAAGACGUGGCCUAGCAGUCCUCAGGCCUUGGGGACAGAGAAGGAAGGCUCAUGCUCUCCCCAACCUCCUAGAAGGACUACUGGGGUGUGUCUUCCUCCACCCCACUGCAGAGGUUUCCCAGGCAGAUCUCCCAGCAUUGUGCAAGGCAGGGAGAAGAACCAGGAAGUGAAACUGGGUGAAAACAGAAAGCAGCCGGUUCCUGGAAUACUAGGGCAGAGUUUGCAGGUUCUCUGGUCACUGGAAUCCACCCAGUCCAGGAUCAAGGCUCCCAUUUGGAAGAUUUUAUGUCUACUAAAUUUGGGGUUAAACUCUUCCUGAAACUCCACAACCAGAAACCCAAGACAGGAGCUCCCUAAAGCCUGGAAAAACCCUAUAUGAAGAAGGUCUGAGAGAGGAGCUGGAGUGACAGGGGAGGGUGGAAAGAAGGGGUCACACUGGAGAGUGGUCUACAAAUGCAUCUGAGUGGAGGAGGUGUUGCAGAGUAGAAAUCAUACUUUUUUUACCUGGAGAUACUGUUUAGGGGAGCACUUAGCUCGUGCCCAGCUACAUAGUAGGCCCUCAAUAAACCAUGAUUGAACGUUGA